CAAAUUUCCUUUAAGAUACUUCACUUCACCAUCACCUCUAAUGCAAAAAACGAGUGUCGUUUUCGGUAUGAUGAGUAUUACCUCGAAAGGUAAAGGGAGUUGCAAGAAGAUUUCGAGACACAGAAAGCACUCCUCACCACAAGCUAAAGAUGUUGUUGUCGAAAAGAAGACGACAACAACGGGGGAUAGUUCAAGUUGGCCACAGUUUGAAGAUGAAGACUACAUUGUCUUCUGUUUCAAAGAAGAUGGAGCAUUCGAUGUUAUAAAGAAUGGGAAUAAUUCAGACACUUCUCAUUGCAUUGAUUUAGUUUCAACAAGUUCUAGACCACUUAAUUAUAGUAAAUGGGAUAAAGCAGCCAAAAGAUACAACAAUGGAGAUUACGUUAUAUCACCUCAAAAGGAGGAUGAAGGGGAAGAAAUGAAGAAUAUUCACCUGGAUAAAGAAGAGAACAGAAUGGCAAAUCACAACCAGCUGAUCGAUAAAAAUUCGAUUGUGGCAGUGCCUACUGAAUCAAGCGACUCAAAUUAUUCAGAUGUGGCAAAUCACAACCAGAUGAUCGAUAACCAUCCAAUCGUGGCAGUACCUACCGAAUCAAGCGACUCUAAUUAUUCAGAUGUUAGCAAUGGAUCCUUCGCGUUUCCUGUGUUGGGAUGGGAGUGGAGUGGAAGUCCAGUGCAAAUGCCAAAAUCAAAAGGUUUGCAGCUGAGAAAGCACAAAGUGGGGUGUGUAGGAGGAUUUCUUUUCUGUUGUAAAUUUUAAAAGAAAUUAGGAUUUCAUUUGUCUCAAUAUUAUUCAAAUAAUAAACAAGAUUUUAGUUUUUUUUUUAUGUUAAUCUAUGAAAAUUUUGUCUGUGAAAAGAAGCAUUUCCUCUUGUCUAAUGUUCAAGGGUCUUGAUAUACAAUGGCAAUCCAUUCUUUGGUUAGAGAUGA
Molecule: messenger RNA, 930 nt
Organism: Cucumis sativus (cucumber)
Lineage: Eukaryota; Viridiplantae; Streptophyta; Magnoliopsida; Cucurbitales; Cucurbitaceae
Product: protein BREAKING OF ASYMMETRY IN THE STOMATAL LINEAGE
Exons: 5
Coding region: 41-760 (239 amino acids)
Biological process (GO): regulation of asymmetric cell division
Source: RefSeq, a predicted model, not a curated record